Messenger RNA from Phalaenopsis equestris, 574 nucleotides. Its product is annotated as selenoprotein K. The coding region runs from base 59 to 376 and encodes 105 amino acids. NCBI's taxonomy places the organism in Eukaryota, Viridiplantae, Streptophyta, Magnoliopsida, Asparagales, Orchidaceae. Gene Ontology annotation, cellular component: Golgi apparatus; endoplasmic reticulum membrane. The record is from RefSeq and is a predicted model, not a curated record. Gene Ontology annotation, biological process: calcium ion transport; endoplasmic reticulum calcium ion homeostasis. The transcript has 4 exons.
UACCUGGGCCUCAUCUUUUCCUUCCGUUCGAUAAUUUGGAGGAGUCUAGCUCUCGAGCAUGGCGUACGUUGAGAAAGGAGUCGUGAAGCCCAAAAGAACAGUAUGGCGUUUGAGUAUUAUAACCGAUUUCUUCUGGGCCAUUUUUAACUUCAUCGGAGUGUUCUUCACGACCAUGUUUUCUAUGGAAAAAAGCAACGAGUACAAGAAGGGUUUAGGUGCAGGGAAGAAAUGGGAUGGUGGACCUGGCGGAGGCGGCCCGGGAGGUGGACCUGGUAGAGGCCCAUAUGGUGGCGGGCCUCGUGGGCCUCGGACAAUGGCCGAUCUCCGAGCCAACGACCAUAGUUCUCUACCUGCGUGUGGUUCCUGCUGCGGUUAAGAUUGUUGGUUUUAAGAAAUAAAAGUGUCUUUUAGUGAAAUCAUGUUGUUAGGGAUUAUAUGAAAUUGUCUUUAUGUUGAUGAUAUACAAUUAAUGUGCACACAAAAUAGUCUUGUAUCAAGUAAAAUGAUUAUGGCCUCCGUGUAUGAAUCUCAUGAAAUUGAAAUAUAACUAUGAUUAAGAGCCAGUUUGAGAUAA